Molecule: messenger RNA, 216 nt
Organism: Meloidogyne enterolobii
Lineage: Eukaryota; Metazoa; Nematoda; Chromadorea; Rhabditida; Meloidogynidae
Source: the annotation of a GenBank genome assembly
UUUUUUUUAUUAUGGUUACAAUAGAACAAAAGAUUGAAGAAAAUAAUUAUGUGGAGAAUGAUGAUAUUUUUGUUACUUCAAACUUGGAAGAAGAAAAUAAAGAUAAUUUUUUUGAUGGGAAAAAUAAUGACGUUGACAGCAGCAACGGUGGGUGGUCAGUCGGUAAAUUUAAAUAAAAAUUUUAAAAAAAUAAAGGAGGAAAUUUGGGUAAUUAGG